AUGACCAGGUUCUGGCGCCAAGCCAAACAUGACUCAUGGUUGGUGCAACCAUGGCGUAGGCGCGCCUGCUCUAGGGUACAAGUUGGCGCGUAGACUUGACUCCGCACGAGACGCUACGCAUCCCUGUAUCAUUGUACAAAUAAUUUCAGAUAUGACCUCUUAGCGCCACCUGUUACGCGGAAGAUACAACAUCGAAACGAACACUUUUCAAGAUGGCAGCGCCCAUCAGAGCGAUAACGUUUCGCUGUCCUCGAGUGUUUGGCUGCUACACUCAGGAGUGGGCAGUGUGUGCUUGGCAUGGCAUUGUCUCAGUUACUAUGAAGAGGCAUAUUUCCGCGUUACCAUCCUUAUUUUUACCGGCGUGGUACAAGAACAGUGUUAUACCCGGUCCAGAAAUCGAGCAUAGACACAUGCUAACACUGAACCAGAGCGUGCAACCUGUAUUGACUCAACUACGGUGCUUAUCGCACAAGAACAAGGGCAAAAAGAAAGGGAAACAUAAAAGCAAUGUCGAAGAAGAACAUUCCGAUGAAGACAAUGUCGAAAUGGGAUUGGUGGACGACGACAAUGAUAACGACCUUGAUGGGCUUCCAAAGGACUUUAAGGACAUGGUUGUUACCGUCAGUUCCCUGCGACUCGACGCAGUUUUAAAGACUGGGCUUGGCAUAUCACGCUCAGCCACCGAGGACGCCUUCUAUGGCAGCAAACUGCGCAUCAAUAGACAGCGGGUGCUGAAAAAGAGCUGCCAGGUGGCACUGGGGGACGAGAUUGACAUUGUGCUUGGCCCACGGGUUGACAACGAGAACAUGUUGGAUGUGCAGCGCGUGCUGGUGAGAGGCAUCAGCAAUGAACGAACACGUUCAGAUAGAAUUAUUCUAGCCUUGCGCCGGUGGAAGAAGUUCACAGUGGAGAACUACCUGCUACACGAAAAGAAAUUUGGCUCAGCUAGGCAGAAUGACGACGAGUAGUCUUCACUGUUAUUUAAUGAGCCCUGUACGUAUGGCACCACCAUAUAGCGUAACGGCGUAUGUUGUUACAUUGUAAACUAAGCAGAGAGUGACUUGGAAUUUCGCAUAAACCUCUUCGUUUGCAGACAGAGAUAUGCAUGCAAGAUUAGGACACGUACGUGUGACUCGAGAUGUGUUGAACACAGUUUGAAAUGACAUAGUUUGUUGUACCAUUUAACAAAGCAAUUUCAGUUUAUUAUCUUUUUUAAUAAAAUAGUAUUUAUUAUGUGAAUUCUUCUCUGGAGUGGAUCAGCAACCAGUAAAUGAGUUCUCAGUACUGCUCUCUGCUUAGGAACCUGAUAUUUACGCUGAUAUUUAGUUCUGAAGUUAAGUAUGUUAGUGAUAGCACAGACCAUUGCUUUCACAGUGAUUGUUAUACAUGUUGUAAAUUAUCACAAUUUAAUUUUGUAGCUCACAGAAACACACUUCCUACAGUAUAUUCCACCAAUUUAAAAACAAGUGCCGCAGAGCGACAGCGCUCAAUUGACGUUUACUGUAGCCGGGUAUUCUUCUG
Messenger RNA from Priapulus caudatus, 1521 nucleotides. RefSeq lists its product as uncharacterized. The transcript is spliced from 2 exons. The record is from RefSeq and is a predicted model, not a curated record. Gene Ontology annotation, molecular function: RNA binding. The coding region runs from base 213 to 968 and encodes 251 amino acids. Lineage: Eukaryota; Metazoa; Priapulida; Priapulimorpha; Priapulimorphida; Priapulidae.